This is a messenger RNA of Hemibagrus wyckioides, 3202 nucleotides long. It is a transcript of the gene brf1a, whose product is annotated as BRF1 RNA polymerase III transcription initiation factor subunit a. Lineage: Eukaryota; Metazoa; Chordata; Actinopteri; Siluriformes; Bagridae. Gene Ontology annotation, biological process: DNA-templated transcription initiation; transcription by RNA polymerase III; transcription preinitiation complex assembly. Gene Ontology annotation, cellular component: transcription factor TFIIIB complex; nucleus; transcription preinitiation complex. The transcript is spliced from 19 exons. The coding region runs from base 450 to 2480 and encodes 676 amino acids. The record is from RefSeq and is a predicted model, not a curated record. Gene Ontology annotation, molecular function: TBP-class protein binding; RNA polymerase III general transcription initiation factor activity; RNA polymerase III type 3 promoter sequence-specific DNA binding.
UCACAUUGUUUUAUGCAGUAUCAAGAACUUUAGUUGUCACCGAGACUCCAUGAUGACACUAAAAGGUGUACGUAAAGCCUUGUUUCACUCUGCACUCCCCCCCUGUCAAACACGAAGCGACAUUGGUAUGUUCCAUGGAAGACACGCUGCUGCCGGCCAUGUGCUGUUUGUUGAUCUGAUAGCCCAAUACCUUUUUAAUGGGGUUGAAAGAAUGAUCAUUUUCAAGCUUGUCAGUUGAAGACAUUGAGCUAAGUAUUUACGAGAACUAUCGAGGAGAUCUUUCAAGUGAAUUACAGACGUUUUUUCGGGAAAUAGGAAGCCAAGUAAGCCACGCGCCCUUGCUGAUCCAGGCAGGACUUUACUGGACCCGGCUUGCCAGCUGCUCUAGACGGUCCUCGUCAUCGCCGUUUCUCUUUCUCUGCGGCUGAGGAAACCACCACAGCACCACCAUGCGGAGGUGUAAGAACUGCGGUGGGACGGACGUGGACGUGGACCAGGCCCGUGGCGACGCCGUGUGUAUGGGCUGCGGCUCCGUGCUCGAGGACAACAUCAUCGUCUCGGAGGUGACCUUUGUGGAGAGCAGCGGCGGAGCCUCGUCGGCGGUCGGCCAGUUCGUGGCCUCAGACUCUCAGGGUCCUGCCCCAUCUCUGGGUGGAAACUACAUGGGGAUGGGAAAAGAGUCCAGAGCGCAGACGUUACAGAACGCGAAGAGGAAUAUAAAUCACCUGGGGCGCCAGCUGCAGAUGAACCAGCACUGCCUGGACACGGCCUUCAACUUCUACAAAAUGGCUCUCUGUAAACGCCUGACCCGAGGGAGGAAGUCGGCCCACGUCAUCGCCGCCUGCCUCUACCUGGUGUGCAGGACGGAGGGAACGCCCCACAUGCUCCUGGAUCUCAGCGAUCUGCUGCAGGUCAAUGUGUAUGUCCUGGGAAGAACGUUCCUGGUGUUGGCCAGAGAACUCUGCAUCAAUGCGCCAGCUAUAGAUCCGUGUCUGUACAUCCCCCGAUUUGCCCACAUGUUGGAGUUUGGUGAGAAAAGCCACGAGGUGUCCAUGACAGCACUGAGACUCGUGCAGAGGAUGAAGAGGGACUGGAUGCACACUGGACGCAGGCCUUCAGGGCUCUGUGGAGCAGCUCUGCUGGUGGCUGCCCGUAUGCAUGAGUUUCGUCGCACCAUCAAAGACGUGAUCGGCGUCGUCAAAGUGUGUGAGGCCACGCUGAGGAAGAGGCUGAGCGAGUUUGAGGACACGCCAACCAGCGAGCUGACCAUUGAGGAGUUCAUGAAAGUGGACCUGGAUCAGGAAUGCGACCCUCCCUCGUUUAAAGACGGACAGAGAAAGCUCCGGCUGCAGAAGAUUGAGGAGGAACUGGCUAAGAAGAUCGAUGACGUUCAGGGUGAAAUCUGUGGCUAUCAGGACGAGAUAGAGAAUGAGCUGGAGAGCAGUCGACCAAAAUCCAGAGGGAUCUACGGAGCCUAUGCAAAAAAUGAUGACGCCGUCUCUGUGACAUCGUCCUGCGUGCGCGAUCUCGAUGACGAGGGUGAGGAUGAAGACCUGCGUGCGGCCGCGUCUCAUCUGAACACGGAUCUGCCCUGCCUCGGUGAUGGAGAGGAGUGCGAUAAGGAGCGGCAGGAAGCGAGAGAGGAAGAGCGAGACUCUCUGACCAAGCGCCCAUCUCUGGAGGCUCUGCUUGGGCCACUGCCCACCGCCGCCAGCCUCGGCCUGUCCGACUCCAUCCACAAGUGCGUGGGAGAGGAAAAGGAGAACGAGAACGAGCAGACAUCGGAAGGCGGUGAGCUGGACCUGAGCGGGAUCGACGACGAUGAGCUGGAGUGGUACAUCCUCAAUGAGAAGGAGGUGGAGGUUAAAACUGAGCUCUGGAUGCUGGAGAACGCAGACUACCUCAAAGAACAGAAAGAAAAGGAGGAGAAAAUAGCAAAGGAGAAAGAGCUGGGUAUCUACAAAGAGAAAAAGCCAAGGAAGCCAUCUCAAAAGCGUGCACCAAUCAACGCCAGCACGGCCAACGAGGCCAUCGAGAAGAUGCUGGAGCAGAAGCGGAUCUCCACGAAGAUCAACUACGAUGUCCUGAAGGACCUGAACCGCUCGAGCGUGAAGAGCUCUCCACCCGAGCCCAAGGAGUCUCCGGGCCGCUCCGUGCAGAAGAAGACAACGUCGACGCGGCCGAGCAGACUCAACGACUUCUCCACCAGUCUGGCUGCACCAGCAAGCCACUUCGGCAAGAGGUUACGACCGCUGAUCUCGACACAGCCCGCUAAGAAGCCGGUCCUGGAUCAGCUGGUGUCCGAGGCUCCCGAGGCUCCUGCUGUGGUUACCCAGAAUGCCGUGGUGGUGGAGAGCGGGCCUGUGACGUAUGAAGACCCGGGAGAGGAGGAGGAGGAGGAAGAGGAGGAGCAGUGCGUCAGUGCCAUGCAGCUUAUGGGAGGAGACGAGUAUGGCUAUGAUUUUGACGAAGAGGAUUGACUUUAGUGCCGCUGUGUGCUGUGUGUGAGAGAAAUGGACUGCUAAAGACACAAGCUGCUAACACUGCGCGCACACACACACACACUGUUCUGCUGCUGCCUUGUACUUGAAGUUCAGUGCUGCUGAUAUUAUACAUCGUGCAUUCAUACGUGUGUGUCUCAUUUCUUUGAAUUGUGUGUGUGUGUGUGUUAUCCCUAAUAAUGUCCAAUUAGUGAGACAGGGAGCAUAGAACAAUCUUCAGCUUGUGUGACAUCUCUGGUGUGUGUGUGUGUGUGUGUGCACGUCCGGGUGCUUCCUGUAAUUAUAUUAGCGUGACGCACAUGGAGCCAAAUGAUUGCUCAUGGCCAUGUGCAUCCAAAUGAAUUAGACUUUACUGUGUGUGUAUGCGUGUAUGUGAACGCAAUGCUGCUAAUCCAGGUUCCAGUUUGUGGCAUGUUCAUAUAGUGUUCAUUUUUUUGUUGCUAAUUUUGUGACACUGAACAUGAUCUUAUGAUCUUGCUCAGGAGCUCUGACUAAAUACAUUACACACACACACACACACACACACUAUGUUUACUGUUAUUAUUAUUAUUUACAGAUUAGUGUUGUGUUUUUUUAAUCUGUACUGUGGAUCUUUUCACAGUUUUGCCUUUGUGUCUUGUCCGGUGUUGACCGAUCGUAACCAGAGUGAAAUAAAAAAACAAAGGGAAGUGACUUUGAUGUGUGAGAAAUAUUACUGAUAU